AAUACACCUGAUCAUUACUAUCAUGCUAGCAUCAGAUUACCAGAUACCAUCACUCAAGGAAUAUCACCACUGGAUCAGAUCUUACAUAUCGUAAAAUUGAAAUCAACGAUGUUUACAACUGACUUGCUGGGUUGAGUUACCUCAAUUGAGAUUUUUUUAAAACGUGCGCGUAAGAACGACUUUGCAAAUGAAGAAACACUAACUGACUAGUUUCAGUUAAGUUUAUGGAUCUUGGUGUCUUUGAACUUUGCCUAAGCGAAACGAUGGCUAACAGACAAGGUGCAGUUGCCAGACAGGGUGCAGUGGCCAGACAGGGUGCAUUCUUCAUGAUUUUACAUGUGAUGCUCUUGAAUGCACAAAUAGUGAAUUGUGAACAUGCGGCAUCUGACGGAAAGAACAAUAGAAUACUAGCUUAUUUAAAGACAUUGCUUAAAUGCCGUCAUAUACCAGGACUAAGCGUUGCUAUAGUAACGGAUACAAAUGUGACCAUGGCAACGGGUAUUGGUAAAAUAGAUAUAGAAGAAAACACAAAUGCGACAUCGUCUUCGAAGUUCUGCAUUGCAUCCAUCACAAAAACCUUUACAAGUGUUCUUCUGGCUAAUCAAAUAAUGAAAGAUAGCCAGAGAUAUGGGAGCAGCACCGAAAGACUAACCUGGGACAGUCCCAUCUACAGACACUUGGGACCGUGGUUCUCGUUAUCCGACAAACACAGGGAGAAGACAUUAACUUUACGUGAUCUACUCGCCCAUCGUACUGGAAUGUCUCGCUAUGAUCUCACAUGGAUGCUAAGAGUCUUCCGACGGAAAGAGUUAAUGAGAAAGUUGAAACAUUUUAAAUUCGCUGGAGAGUUCCGCCAGGGGUUCACAUAUAACAACUUGAUGUAUGCUCUAGCUGGUGCCGUAGCAGAGGCACGUGCGAACAGCACAUGGGAAACACUCAUACGGACACAUCUUUUGCAACCAUUGGGAAUGAACGAAACUACCUUCAUUGAUGUUGAGGCUCCACGGUGGAAGAAUAUUGCCAAACCAUAUACUUAUAAAAACGGCACGUAUUUGCCUUUACCACGCGAAGCACAUGGGUCAUUUGGUGUUGUUGGCGCCGCUGGUUCGAUCUGUUCUUCUGCUAAAGACGUUGCAAAAUGGAUGCAAUUGCACCUAAAUGACGGUGAAACCCAGGAUGGCAAUCGAAUUCUAAAAGCGGACGAUUUAGAGACAAUAUUUGAGAGUGCGAGUGUUGUACCACAGAAUUUGAAAUGGGAGAGAUUGUUCCAUCGACCUGUUGUUCCAGUCACCGAGUCCAGGACUACAUAUGGCCUAGGGUGGUACAAUGGCCACUAUAGAGGAUUACGUACGCAUGUUGCACAUGGAACAGCUGGCGGGUACGAGUCCCAGAUAACGUUGUUCCCAGACAGGAAGCUUGGAAUAUAUACAGCGAUGAAUGGGUUAAUGGGUCCAUCUGCAUAUAUAGCACUGAGAAUGAUGCAUCAAUAUAUUGCUGACGUCAUGAUGGGACAGAAACCCUGGUUGAACCGCACAACCGGAUGUACAUUCCCGGAACCUUGGUCGGAAAAUAUUUACGAGAAAGAAUCGACCCAAUUUAUUAACACUUCAUUGCCAGCCCAUCGACCUUUUGUUGAUUAUACAGGCGUCUAUAUAAAUGACGGCCAUGGGACUAUUCAUAUUUCUGCUAACACCAGCUACAAUUAUUUAUAUUUCAAAAUAGGAGAACUUGGUAAUUUUAUACUUUAUCCAAUGGAAGAAAGAGACCGGUUUCACAUGAAAGCCACAUAUCCUUACUCUUUCUAUUUAUUCUAUCCCCUGAUGUUUAACAAUGAUACUAGAGGGUAUAUAAACAGUAUUUCAGUGCCAUCUUUUGACGUUGAAAAUCCUCCUAUCUUCUUUAAACAACACCAAGCAUCAGACAGUAUUAGUUUAGCAACUAGUUAUGCAUUCACUUUAACAUUUUCCGUGAGCAUAUACUUAUGUUGGAUUUAGAACAAGAAUCAGGUCAACUGAGAAUAGUACCAUAUCGUGUUAUCAGGGGCAGUGACUGGCUGGGCCAGAAAUGUGAUUCACCUUUACAUAUAAACGGAGGCUUAGUCGAAGGCACAAAACGACGAAUGGAAUUGUUAAUUAAUUAUCAGCCUCGUAAAAACAAGUCUGUAUACCAGGGUUCAGAGACAGACACACACAUGUAGGGCUGUUCAAGGAAUAAUCAUUCAUUAAACCUAUUGGUGAUUUUCUUUGAAAUGAAUGAACAAAAUGCCCUUUGUUUAUAACUGACCCAUUUAUACCAACAAAUUCGUUGUUCUCAUUGUGAAUGUUUCCUUCGACAAGACAUUUUUUCUGAAAAUAAGGUAGAAUGUGAGGUAGAAUUUCCUUAGACACAUAAUCUCAAUUCUACUUAAUAGGCUGUGGGACUAGAUGCUUACAACUAAAUCAAAAAUUAAAAUAUAUAUAUUUACGAAAUGAUAUACAAUAUAGGGCACAUAACAUCAAUGGUCAAUAUGUCUGAGAAACAAAUGUUCUAAGCAAACACGAACAUAAUGGACGAAAAUAGGGGUGUUUUGACACAAUAAGAACUACUGAAGCAUACCUUUUAUGUAUAAUACACUUUUGUAAAACG
Molecule: messenger RNA, 2625 nt
Organism: Owenia fusiformis
Lineage: Eukaryota; Metazoa; Annelida; Polychaeta; Sabellida; Oweniidae
Source: the annotation of a GenBank genome assembly